Messenger RNA from Anisakis simplex (herring worm), 618 nucleotides. The record is from the annotation of a GenBank genome assembly. Lineage: Eukaryota; Metazoa; Nematoda; Chromadorea; Rhabditida; Anisakidae.
AUGAUUUUCCAAGACAUUUGUACGACAUCAAUAAUUAUUUCAGGCCUGACUAUUGCUCUUUCAGGGGGUGUUCUAAGCUAUUUUCGUGGACUUUUCGGACAGAAGGAACUGCGAAUUUUAAUACUGGGAUUAGACGGAGCUGGAAAAACAACUAUUUUAUAUAGAUUGCAGGUGGGUGAAGUGGUAACAACGAUCCCCACUAUUGGUUUCAAUGUAGAGCAAGUUAUUUAUAAAAACCUCAAAUUCCAGGUUUGGGAUCUCGGCGGACAAACAUCGAUUCGUCCUUAUUGGAGGUGUUACUAUUCGAAUACGGAUGCAGUUAUUUAUGUUGUGGAUUCAGCUGAUAAAGAUAGGAUAGGCAUUUCGAAACAGGAACUUGUCUCUAUGCUUGAGGAGGAAGAGUUAAAGAAUGCCGUUUUAAUGGUUCUCGCCAACAAACAAGAUAUUACGGGUUGUCUUUCGGUAGCGGACGUUCACCGUGCGCUCGGUUUAGAUGCUCUGAGGACGAGGACUUUUCAAAUUUUCAAGACAUCAGCCGCCAAGGGAGAGGGUCUUGAUGAAGCUAUGGAAUGGUUUGUCCUUUAUUCUGAUAUCAUUUCUAUUCGAUCAUUCUCAUAA